Candida tropicalis MYA-3404 is the source of this 3207-nucleotide messenger RNA. It is a transcript of the gene ENA2, whose product is annotated as Na(+)-exporting P-type ATPase. The coding region runs from base 1 to 3207 and encodes 1068 amino acids. Lineage: Eukaryota; Fungi; Ascomycota; Pichiomycetes; Serinales; Debaryomycetaceae. The record is from RefSeq and is a predicted model, not a curated record. The transcript has a single exon. Gene Ontology annotation, biological process: calcium ion transmembrane transport; intracellular calcium ion homeostasis. Gene Ontology annotation, cellular component: plasma membrane. Gene Ontology annotation, molecular function: P-type calcium transporter activity; ATP hydrolysis activity; ATP binding.
AUGUCAAUGUCAAAAGAAUCAAUAAACUCUCCACCACGGGAGCGUGUAAAUACAGAUUCAUCAGUUUCAGAUAAAUCUAUGCAAGAAAAAACAACUAACGGAUCCCCAGCACCAACAUUCGAAGCCUAUAGAUUGACUGUCGACCAGACUGCACAAGAAUUCAGUACAAAUAUAGUAGAUGGUUUACAAGUUCAUGACGCCGAAUCGCGACUCCAGUCUUAUGGUGCCAAUAAUUUAGGCGAUGGAGAUAAAAUAUCCUACGGUAAGAUUAUGGCACAUCAAGUUUUCAAUGCUAUGAUUUUGGUUUUAUUGAUCAGUAUGAUUAUUGCCCUUGCCAUUCAGGAUUGGAUAUCUGGUGGUGUUAUUGGAUUUGUCGUUUUCCUCAAUAUAUCUGUCGGAUUCAUUCAAGAACUUAAAGCUGAAAAAACCAUGGGUUCGUUAAGAAACUUAAGUUCCCCAACUGCUAGAGUCACUAGAAAUGGUGAUGAUACAACUAUUCCAGCAGAACAAGUUGUCCCUGGUGAUAUCGUGCACAUUAAAGUCGGUGACACCGUCCCUGCUGAUCUUAGGUUAUUUGAUUCCAUGAAUUUAGAAACCGAUGAAGCUUUGUUGACUGGUGAAUCCUUGCCAGUCUUGAAAAACCACGAAGUUGUCUACAAUGAUUAUUCUGUUCCUGUCCCAGUUGGUGACCGUUUGAAUUUGGUUUACUCCUCUUCUAUUGUUUCUAAAGGAAGAGGUUCUGGUAUUGUAUAUGCCACUGGUUUGAAUACCGAAAUUGGUGCCAUUGCUCAAUCUUUGAAAGGAAACAAUGGAUUAAUUCGAAAAGUUGACAAGUCCGAUGGUAGAAAACCUAAAAAGAGAGAAUACAGUAAAGCUGCUGCAGGUACUGUUUAUGAUGUUAUUGGUAACGUUUUAGGGGUCAAUGUCGGUACUCCAUUACAAAGAAAAUUGUCAUGGUUGGCUAUCUUUUUGUUCUGGGUUGCUGUUGUUUUUGCCAUUGUUGUAAUGGCUUCUCAAAGGUUCAGAGUCAACAAGGAAGUUGCCAUCUAUGCUAUUUGUGUUGCCCUUUCCAUGAUUCCAUCUGCGCUUAUCGUUGUCUUGACUAUUACUAUGGCUGUUGGUACCCAAGUUAUGGUUUCAAAGAAAGUCAUUGUUAGAAAAUUGGACUCAUUAGAAGCUUUAGGUGGUAUUAAUGAUAUUUGUUCUGAUAAAACCGGUACUUUAACUCAAGGUAAAAUGAUUGCAAAGAAAGUAUGGUUGCCAAAUGUUGGUACUUUAGAAGUGCAAAACUCCAAUGAACCAUACAAUCCUACUGUUGGUAAUGUCAAAUUUUCGCCAUUUUCACCAAAAUUUAUCAAAGAAACCGAUGAAGAAAUCGACUUUAACAAACCAUACCCUGAUCCAAUGCCACAAACUAUGCAUGACUGGUUGAUGACUGCUACUUUGGCCAAUAUUGCCACUGUUAAUCAAACCAAGGAUGAAGAGUUAGGAGAAAUGGUUUGGAAAGCCCACGGUGAUGCUACUGAAAUUGCUAUCCAAGUAUUUACCACCAGAUUAGACUAUGGUCGUGAAUCACUCGUCCAUAACUAUGAACAUAUUGCUGAGUUCCCAUUUGAUUCAUCUAUCAAGAGGAUGUCUGCUGUUUACAAAGAUGAAAAGGAAACAAGGGUCUACACCAAGGGUGCUGUUGAAAGAAUUCUUCGUUUAUGUGAGUACUGGUAUGGUGAACGUACCGAAGAUUCCUACGAUUCACAAAAAUUAGUUAAAAUGACUGACGAUGAUAUCAAGUUAAUUGAAGAAAACAUGGCAGCUUUGUCUUCCCAAGGGUUGAGAGUGUUGGCGUUUGCUACUAAAGAACUUGGAUCCAGUGAUGUUUCUGACCGUGAACAAGUUGAGUCACACUUGAUUUUCCAAGGGUUGAUUGGUAUCUAUGAUCCACCAAGAGAGGAAACCGCAGGUUCUGUCAAGUUGUGUCACCGUGCUGGUAUCAAUGUCCAUAUGCUUACUGGUGACCACCCAGGUACUGCCAAAGCCAUUGCCCAAGAAGUUGGUAUCUUGCCACACAACUUGUACCACUACAGUGAGGAUGUUGUCAAGGUCAUGGUGAUGACCGCAAACGAGUUUGAUGCAUUGUCUGACGAAGAGAUCGACAACUUGCCUGUGUUGCCGUUGGUCAUUGCGCGUUGUGCCCCAAAGACCAAAGUCAGAAUGAUCGAGGCCUUGCACAGAAGAAAGAAGUUUGCUGCCAUGACUGGUGAUGGUGUGAACGACUCUCCGUCUUUGAAGAAAGCUGAUGUUGGUAUUGCCAUGGGUAUGAACGGGUCCGAUGUUGCCAAGGACGCCUCUGACAUUGUUCUUACAGACGAUAACUUUGCCUCCAUCUUGAAUGCUAUUGAAGAGGGUCGUCGUAUGUCGUCCAACAUCCAGAAGUUUGUGUUGCAGUUGCUUGCUGAAAAUGUUGCCCAGGCUUUCUACCUUAUGAUUGGUCUUGUCUUCAUCGACGAGACUGGAUUCUCUGUCUUUCCUUUGUCACCUGUGGAAGUUUUAUUCGUUCUUGUAAUUACAAGUACCGCCCCGGCCCUUGGAUUGGGAAUGUGUACUGCUGACGACGAUAUCCUUGAGAAACCACCGUCAAAUACCAUCUUCACGUGGGAGGUUAUUUGUGACAUGGUUGGCUAUGGUGUAAUUAUGGCUGCUAGUUGUAUGGUCGCGUUUGUGGUGGUUGUGUAUGGACACGGGAACGGAGAUUUGGGUCGUGAUUGUAACACCAUGGGUGCUAAUCUCGAUGUAUGUGGUUUGGUGUUCAGAGGAAGAUCCACUGCGUUUGUGGUGAUGACAUGGUGUGCUUUGGUAUUGGCCUGGGAGUGUCUCCACUUGAAGAACUCGCUCUUGCGUACACACCCUCGUGACCUUUGGGAAAACCGUUUCUUGUUCUGGUCCAUUGUAUUUGGUUUUGUUUCUGUCUUCCCUGUGGUGUACAUUCCUGUCAUCAACACCAAGGUGUUCUUGCACAAGGGAAUCAGUUGGGAAUGGGGUGUUUGUUUUGCAUGUACAGCUUUGUUCUUGUUGGGAGCCGAAGCUUGGAAAUGGGGCAAACGUGUGUGGUCCCGUACCGUCAAAGCCAAGAACCCAGAGUACGAGUUGGAAAGAAACGACCCAUUCGAAAGAUAUGCAUCCUUCUCCAGAGCCAACACCAUGGUUGUGUAA